GCUCGCGGCCACAAGUGCCUCUCACUCCUGACCAAUCAGCGCAGAGCGUAACGGCUUCUUAUCGCCAGGGACUUACCUGCGGCGCCCGUGACCAGCCUGGACCAGGGCCAAGCCAGCGCGCGCUGGAAUCGGCGGCUUCCUGGUGCAUGUGUUUCGGCGAGUUCGGGGCGAGACGAUGAGCAGGACUCGGACGCUUCGCGUGCAGUGCGGGCGGAGCACGCGGGCGCUUUAUGUGCUGGGCACGGAGCUCGCGGUGCACUUACACAGGAGCGCCCCCCCUGGUGCCAAGUUCUUCUCCGUGAAAUGCAGCCCUACGGUGCAGUACAGGAUCGAGAACUCUCCCCAGGAUGGAGGAGGAGAGACCCCCAUGCUCACCGAGAAGUCCAUUCUCUUCAUCACGAUGGCGGCGGCGAGCGAGCAGCCUGGAGAGAGCAAGCUCUCCGUGAGGUUCUAUGGACAGAAGAUGGAGAAGGUGGACACGGCCGUGGUUCACCUCACAGCUGUUGAGAUCUCCCUGGAUGUGGAUGCUGACCGAGAUGGCGUUGUCGAGAAGAAUAACCCCAACAAGGGCUCAUGGAAGUGGGGUCCCAACGGACAUGGGGCCAUCCUCCUGGUCAACUGUGACUCUGAGUGGACCAUCAAGAAAAAAGUCGACAGCGAAAGCGAGGAAAUAACAAGAGUCUCGGACCUCAAGGACAUGUCCCGGAUGCUUCUACGAACCAGAGGGCCCUCUCAGCUGCCUGAAGGCUACAAGUUGGUCAUGCACAUCUCUCAAACAGACAGCGAGGGCAUCAGGGUCUUCCAAUCCCGGGUGCAGUCAGGGGGUGCCUCUCAAAACCUGCUUAAGAAGAUUAUCUACAAGACCUUCCUUAAGGAGUUCCCUUUGGUGCUGAGCAACAAAGUUCUGUCCCAGGAAGUGCCCUACGUAGGGGGUGUCGCUGUGACAGAGUUCUUUGUGGAGGGUCUGCGGUUCCCAGACAAAGAUUUUGAUGGCCUGGUCACUAUCCACCUCAGUGUGCUGGAGCCCAUCGCCCAGGACUUCCCAGAGACGCCCAUCUUUACAGACAAGGUGGUGUUCCGCAUGGCCCCUUGGAUCAUGACGCCCAACACUCUGCCCCCAGUCGAGGUGUUUGUGUGCAGCGUGUCAGAUAACUACAAGUUCCUGAAAGACAUGAAGAAGUUGGUCCAGCAGAGCGGCUAUAAGCUCACGAUUUGCCACGAGUACAUGAAUCGAGGAGACCGUUGGAUGCAGGAUGAGAUAGAGUUUGGCUACAUCGAUUCUCCUCAUCAGAGAUUUCCUGUGGUGCUGGACUCCCCACGCGAUCGAGAGCUUGGAGAGUUCCCUUAUGAAGUGCUGCUGGGUCCAGACUUCGGCUAUGUGACCAGAGUGCCUCUGCAUGAGGAGGUCAGCAGCCUGGAUUCAUUUGGCAACCUGGAGGUUAGCCCCCCUGUCACAGUAAACGGGAAGAGUUACCCCCUCGGCAGGAUCAUCAUCGGAGUAGCCUUUCCCACGACCGUCCAGGGACGAAACAUGACCAAAGUAGUCCAAGACUUUUUGUGGGCUCAGAAGGUGCAGGAGCCCAUUGCGCUCUACUCUGACUGGCUCUGCGUGGGUCAUGUGGACGAGUUCAUGACUUUUGUCCCAGCUCCAGAUAGAAAGGGGUUCAGGCUGCUGUUGGCCAGUCCAGAUGCAGCAUACAAAUUGUUCAGAAGGCUGCAACAAGAUGGCCAUGGACAAGCCAAGAUGUUUGAUGGUCUUGGAGACACUGAAGAGAUUCCCCUGGACGACCUCUUGAGUAACACUCAGCUCCAGAAUGAAAACAGUUACGUUCAGAGCUGUAUAGACUGGAACCGGGAUGUUCUGAAGAGAGAGCUGGGCCUGGAUGACGACGACAUCAUUGACCUGCCCAUCCUUUUCAAACUGUUGGAGGAGAACUAUCGGGCUGCGGCCCUCUAUCCUGACAUGGUGAACAUGAUUGUGCUGGGUAAGAACCUGGGCAUUCCCAAACCGUUCGGCCCCAAGGUGAACGGCCGCUGUGCCCUAGAGGCCCAUAUGUGCUCUUUGAUGGAGGGCCUGGGCCUCCGCUGCACUUUCAUCGACGACUUUGCCUCGUACCACAAGAAGCUGGGCGAAGUGCACUGUGGCUCCAAUGUGCGCCGUGAGCCGUUCCCCUUCAAGUGGUGGAACCUGAAGCUGUGAGAGCCGAGGAUGGUCCCAGGCGGAGGGAUGGGGCAGCAAUUAUCAGCAGUCCUUGGUGGUGGUGACCGUGCUGGGGAAUCAGGCUGGUGCAAAGGGCUGUAAGUGGUGUAUGAUUCUAUACUGCUUGCAUUUAUCUGACACUUUUCUCUAGAACGACUUAGUUAUUUACUCAUUUAUACGUAGUGAUGUGUAAAACUGAUUAUUUAAUUGAGUGUCUGCAGUAAACUGCACAAGGGUCAGCUGGUAGCCUACGGGUUAGAACUGCUGUCUUUGGACCCAAAGGUUGCAGGUUUCAAUCCCACCCCUAGCUGUAAUACCCUUGAUCAAGGCACUUGCCCUAAAUUGAUUCAGUAAAAUUACCCAGCUAGGUCACCUGUCUAGUGCUGGUACACACCAUGCAGUUUACCCCAGGUGACCCCAGCGUAGCUACACACUCCGUCAUUGUUACAACACAGUAAAACUAACUCGGAACAGACCGGAAGGUGAAAAGAUCACCAAAUUACAUAUACAUUUAUUCAUUUAGAAGACGCUUUUCCCCAGAGCGACGUACAUCUCGCAGAAAAAAUAAUGUAUUCAUUCAUUACAGGAUUCAAAUGAACUCUGAACUGUUGUCAAAAGCCGUGUGGAAUUUUUGGAGAAUUAACUGAAACAUCUAAAGAGUUUGGGUCCUAAACCAACAGUCUGUGCUGAUUGCGUUUAUGCGUGUGUGUUCUGCUGAAAGGGUUAAACAGUAACACUGGGUCACUUACGGAUCACACUUUUAAACACUUAAAAGGGAGGGGGAAAAAAAAAAAAAAAACUUAGAUUAAGUGUGAAAAGAUCAUAAUGUUAGUGGAAUCUAGUAUUUUUAAUCAUAUUUUUAACCAUUUUAACAUAAAAUUACUUCUCUAGAAUGGUUUGUGCUUUGACUUUGUUAACCCUUUCACUUCAUGGUCCACACCUUGUACUUCUUCUGUGUCUAUUGGUAAUAUUCCCGUGUUGGGAGAGGGUGUAUAUCACAAUAAAAUUAAUUUACU
Scleropages formosus (Asian bonytongue) is the source of this 3216-nucleotide messenger RNA. It is a transcript of the gene padi2, whose product is annotated as peptidyl arginine deiminase, type II. Lineage: Eukaryota; Metazoa; Chordata; Actinopteri; Osteoglossiformes; Osteoglossidae. The record is from RefSeq and is a predicted model, not a curated record. Bases 176 to 2200 code for a protein of 674 amino acids. Gene Ontology annotation, molecular function: protein-arginine deiminase activity; calcium ion binding. The transcript is spliced from 16 exons. Gene Ontology annotation, cellular component: nucleus; cytoplasm.